Prorocentrum cordatum is the source of this 2136-nucleotide messenger RNA. Lineage: Eukaryota; Dinophyceae; Prorocentrales; Prorocentraceae. The record is from the annotation of a GenBank genome assembly.
AUGGUGUCCCUGGGCGUGCUGCCGUCGGUCGAGGCCAUGGAGCAGUGGACCGAGAUUGAGGCGGCGCGGGCUUGGGCAGGGCUGGAGCUGGGCGCACUCAAGAGCGUCUUGACGAAGCUCGGGGACCCUGACCUCACCUCGAUGCCAAUCUUGGCGUCGCUUCCGCCGUCAGCGGUGCGGUCUGCCGUCGCGAAGGCCCGCGUCGACAGGGAAGGCAGGGAGGCUGGCGAACGCCUCACGGCCAUCCAGAAGGGCCGCCUCAACCUCCUCUACAACGCCCUCCGCCGGAAGUUUGGGUUGCACCUUAAGCCGGUCGAUCAAGAGCCGCCUCAACCGCAGGCGGCGGCAGCGGCAACCCCGGGUUCGGCGGCGGCGCCGCACGCCGCUAAUUUGGUGAACCUGUCCGCGGUCCUCGACCAGGACCCGAAGGGCGAGGUGGAGCUUUACAGCCACGCCCAACUACAGAAGAUCCGGAACAAUUACAUAGUCGUGAUGCGGGAUGAGCCCAUGGGUCGCCACAACUACACCGACGAGCAGAUAUCGGCGUUGGGCCGGCGGCUGGAGGCCGGCUUCGUGCCGUUUGCGGACUUCGGCGUGUGGGGGCCGAACGGCAACCGCUUCCAGCGCCACAUGAAAUUCAAGGCGAGCUUCAUGGACGCCUCUGGCCAGUGGCGGACGCAGGAAAUCCCCGGGCCAGAUUCCCUGGAGAUCUGGGAGGACUCGUACGAGGUCUACAAAGCAGCUGCUCUGUCAUUGGGGGCCUUCCAGCAGGCCACCUUGACUUUGUACGCGGCUGAGUUCCGCCAGCGCGUCCUCGACAAUCCGGGGUGCUGGCACUUGACACUGGCUGCGGAUUUUCUGGCGCGGUCGGAGCAGCUUGCGAACGAGCGCCGGCGACUGGAGCGUUUCCACGAGAAGUCGCCCACCUUGUCCAGUUGGAACCCCAAGAUGCCAUGGGACGCUGCGCUGAGGGCUGUGUCCCAGGACAACACCUUUUGGUACAAGCAUUUGGAGAAGCCAUGCGACAAGGCUGCCCGGGACGGUUCGGCAACGGUGCCCGUUCAGCGGACGGCCUACACCCAGGUGCCGCCCUUCACGGCGGCGCCGCAGCAGGGCAGCAACAAGAAGAAGGGCGACGGCAGGGGUAAAGCCAACGACAGGAAGGACACCAAGGGCAUUGAUCCACGUGGCAAGGGACCCAAUGCUCAACGAGCCGAUGGGCGCUAUUACCGGUCAGUGGACAAUGUGGAAAUAUGCUACGCUUGGGCCCAGCACGAGGAGGGUUGCUCCAGCAAGGCGUGCCCACUGGGGCGGGCGCACGCGUGCGAGUUCUGCCGCACGCCCCACCGCACCAUCCGCUGUGAGAAGCAUCCAGGGUGGACGCCGCCGGCGGCCAGCCGGGGGGCCAAGAGGCCCAAGUUCCUGGAGCUCGUUGGGCGCGGCGGCGGGCUCACGGCGGCUGUGGCGCGGCUGCAUCUUGAUCACUUCACGGCGCGGUGCCUCGAGGCCGCGGCGGGCCUCCGCGACCAGGUUCUGGACCUUCUGAAUCACGAUCAUUAUCGUCGGGUUCUCAGCCUGAUUCGGCAGCGGCGAGUGCGAUGGCUCCACGUGGCACCGCGCUGCGCGGAUUUCUCGAAGGCGCGGAGAACCGGCAGGCGCGCCCGCCCCGCCAGCGGCACCCCAAAGCCGCAGCACGUGCUCGACAGCAACACCUUGGUUGCCAGGGCGGCGAGGCUGUGUCGUGCCCAGGCCAAGGCUGGCGGGUGGUUCUCCUUUGAGAAUCCAGAAGCCUCGUGCGCUUGGCAGUACGGGCCCGUCGCCUCCCUGCUGCGCAUUGCCGGUGCCGUGCGGGUGGUGUGCGACCAGUGCAUGUUCGGCUGCCCGUACAGGAAGCCGACGGGCUGGCUGACGAACGCCCCCUUCCUUGGCGCUCUCGCCGAGAGGUGCCCAGGGCCCCCGGUGCACGUGCACCCCAGCCUCGGCGGGAGGUGCAUUGGGCCUGCGGACGGAUCCGCGUGGAAGACUCAACUGGCGGCGUCUUAUCCGGAAGGGCUCUGCAGCGCACUGGCAUUUGCGUACAGGGCCGAACUCAGCAAGCAGCCGGACCUGGCCGCGAAGCAGCCCACCACCUACGAC